AUGUCGUGCUCCAGUGGAUCAGCACCUCCCCCUCCUGCCCCCUUCCUGCCCCCUGUCACCCAGCUGGGUCUUUCUCGUGGCUCCUCACCUCCUCCUCCUCCUCCUCCAAACCUCCGUCAGCGCCGAUCAAUGUACUCCCCGGAGCAGGAAAACAUCUCCACCACCGCCUCCACCAAAGUGCCAGUGAAGUAUGGAGAGCUCAUUGUGCUGGGGUACAAUGGCUCCCUGCCCAACGGGGACCGGGGCCGGCGCAAAAGCCGCUUCGCGCUCUGCAAGAGGCCGAAGGCCAACGGGGUGAAACCCAGCACAGUGCACAUCGCCUGCUCUCCACAAGCAGCCAAGGCCAUAAGCAACAAAGACCAGCACAGCAUCUCUUACACUCUGUCCCGAGCCCAGACGGUGGUGGUGGAGUACACCCACGACAGCAAUACAGACAUGUUCCAGAUCGGGCGCUCCACGGAGAGUCCCAUCGACUUUGUGGUGACGGACACGGUGGCCGGCAGCCAGAGCAACGCCGACACCCAGUCGGUGCAGAGCACCAUCUCCCGCUUCGCCUGCCGCAUCAUGUGCCAGCGCACGCCGCCCUACACCGCGCGCAUCUACGCCGCCGGCUUCGACUCCUCCAAGAACAUCUUCCUGGGGGAGAAAGCUGCCAAGUGGAAGACCCUUGACGGUCAGAUGGACGGGCUGACCACCAACGGCGUGCUGGUGAUGCACCCCCGCCACGGCUUCACGCAGGACUCCAGGCCGGGCGUCUGGAGGGAGAUCUCCGUCUGCGGGAACGUCUUCACCCUGCGGGAGACGCGCUCGGCGCAGCAGCGGGGGAAGAUGGUGGACACGGAGAGCCAGGAGCUGGUGGACGGCUCGCUCAUCGACCUGUGCGGCGCCACGCUGCUGUGGCGCACGGCGGAGGGCCUGGCGCGCACGCCCACCCUGAAGCACCUGGAGGCGCUGCGGCAGGAGAUCAACGCGGCGCGGCCGCAGUGCCCCGUGGGCUUCAACACGCUGGCCUUCCCCUCCAUGCGCCGCAAGGACACGCCCGACGACCGGCAGCCCUGGGUCUACCUGCAGUGCGGCCACGUGCACGGAUACCACAACUGGGGCAACCACCGCGAGGAGCGGGAGGGCCGCGAGGGCCGCAGCAGGGAGUGUCCCAUGUGCCGGGCCAAGGGCCCCUACGUGCCGCUGUGGCUGGGCUGCGAGGCGGGCUUCUACGUGGACGCCGCGCCGCCCACGCACGCCUUCAACCCCUGCGGCCACGUGUGCUCGGACAAGACGGCGGCCUUCUGGAGCCAGAUCCCGCUGCCCCACGGCACGCACACCUUCCACGCCGCCUGCCCCUUCUGCGCCCAGCAGCUGAGCGGCGAGCAGGGCUUCGUCAGACUCAUCUUCCAGGGGCCGCUCGACUAG
Molecule: messenger RNA, 1410 nt
Organism: Menidia menidia (Atlantic silverside)
Lineage: Eukaryota; Metazoa; Chordata; Actinopteri; Atheriniformes; Atherinopsidae
Source: the annotation of a GenBank genome assembly